AGAAUGCUCAACCUGCAGCGUAACCACCUGCUGUGUCUGCGUCAGCUGCCAAAGCUCCCCGCCGUGGAGCACCUCUCUCUGUCUGAGAACGCCAUCAGCUCCCUGGGGGGUCUGGGGGCUCUGGGGGUCAGCCCGCUGCGCUCCCUCAACCUGAGCCGCAACCCCGUGACCUUCACUCAGGACUACCGUGCACGUGUUUUCCUCUGUUUGCCAAAGCUUGAGAUCCUCGAUGGGAUCCCAAAGCUGCCAGAAGACUCUCUGCCCACCAGACUACAGUUCCCAGAAAGCACCAGGAUGUGCAACAUUUUAUGACCCUGGCAGCAAUGAACAGGCUUCAGAAGAACUCUUCAACACACACAUUGUGUCUCUACAGUUGCCAUGCAAAACCCUUUUAUAUGCAGUACCAAUGAUACAUAGUAUUAUUUAUCUUUGGUAAUGAUAUUUG
This is a messenger RNA of Notothenia coriiceps (black rockcod), 445 nucleotides long. Its product is annotated as leucine-rich repeat-containing protein 9. NCBI's taxonomy places the organism in Eukaryota, Metazoa, Chordata, Actinopteri, Perciformes, Nototheniidae. Gene Ontology annotation, molecular function: protein binding. Bases 4 to 312 code for a protein of 102 amino acids. The transcript has 2 exons. The record is from RefSeq and is a predicted model, not a curated record.